AUGGCGCACCAGCCCAGUGCUUCGGCUUCUCUUCAGGCCAUUCGUUACUCCCCCGGCUCUCUCUGGCUACUCGACCAGGUAGGUAGUCGCCCUCCUCGUCCACCCCUCGAAGAGAGGGGAGGGGGGGGGGGUGGUGGGCGGGAGUAAUCGCCUCUGUGGGUGAUCUUUCUGUAUUUAUCUAGCCUUGGUUCUUGCUGAGGAGCAGCAGCAGUCUCUCCCCAUUUUCUCACGGGCCCGAGUUGCUCUGCUAACAGAGAAAGCUUCCGCUCGAGACUGUGUACCUGGAGAUUCGUACUGCCGCCGAUGGAUGGUAAUACAAUCUCUGUUGCUCCCCAGUUCAUGCUGCUCCAAACAGCGAGUGCGCCAUUGAUCACGAACCAACCCUCUAUUGCUCAAUAAAAUCUGUUUGAUUGGGAAUCUCUGGGAUCCUUCUCCUCCAGUCUAUUGUGCCGACCUCUCUUUCUCGCACAUCUCAGGAGCGCAAUCAGAGAAAUGGUGGUCCGCGGUGCUCCUGCCAUUGCGAUCUCAGCGGCUCUCUCGCUGGCCGCGGAAGCAAGCAACCUGGAAUUCAGCGGCACAACUGCGGAUUCAGCUUCGUUUCUCGUCGAGAAAUUGGAGUACCUGGUGUCAAGGUCGUUUACUGCUUGAACUAUAACUCUCAGAUCAAAGGUGCAACGUGCUUUUUAAAUUUUACUGAUAAUUCCUGGGGGUUGGAUGUCCAUAUGAGCCUACAAUUCGGAAUAAACGACGUAAUCUUCAGAUAUUAUUCCACUUUCAGACAGUCAGCGUCGAGCUGGCAAUUUCCAGCUCCUAGAGAUGGAUCAGAAUAUUGACCUCGAGAGAUCAUUCUAAUGUUCUUGGCUUGGCAGUCGGCCUACUGCUGUGAACCUUUCAGAGGCUGCAACAAAGCUCCAGAAUCUUGUGAGGAAGGUUGCUGCAACAGCGUCAGAUCCUAGAACUGUUCUACAGGUACAGAUUCUUGGCGAUCCAUCAUGUCUCUGCCAUUCCAGGAUUAGCAUCUGCCCAGCACAAAACUUUGGAAAAUAGCCUUUCGAUCCUUGCCCCGGGUUGACUUGAAUAUUUUUCUGGGUCUGAUAUCAGAGCUGACUUCUCAUUCAAGCGGGAGAAGGGUCAAACUAUGACUUGACUGGCUUUGACCCAGCUCUCUAGCUCCUCCUACUUCUGCCCACGUUUGAUCCAGAACCUCCAUGAUUCUGUCGCCUAGUUUAAUUUCUUUACAGGCUUAUAUAGAUGCAGCCGAGGUCAUGCUCAUCGAUGAUGUAGCUGCGAACAAAAAAAUUGGAUCUAAUGGGGCCGCAUUCAUCAGACAAAGCCUGAAGAAGGAGAUGCUAUCGAUUCUAACUCACUGCAAUACUGGCAGGUUUGAUCUUUUUUCCUUUAUUAUUUUUAUUUUUUAUGAUUUUUCUUAUACUUGUCACCCACUUUGGUGAUAAUCAAGAAUCAUAGCCCUGAUGUUUGGGAGACAUUUUGCAUCAUCUCCAGUCUUGCCACUGCUGGAUAUGGAACAGCUCUUGGGGUUAUCCGGGCGCUCCAUGCGGAAGGGGUUCUAGAGAGAGCUUACUGUACAGAGACACGCCCAUUUAACCAGGCAAGCAAGCCCGUCAGAGAUCUAACAGCUCUUUCAUUGGCCAAGCUGCUGCUUAUUUUUUGUAACCUUUUACUUGAGGCAUUUAACUGUUAGUAUCCUUUAUCUCUGUCCAUGGUGGAUCGAGAGAGAAACGAAGCAAGCGCAUUCGCUGGUGCAUUCAAGAAGGCACCAAUAUUUACCUUUCUUCUCUCCUAUCUAAUAAUUAAUUGCAUAAUCUUUCAGGUCAUCGUUCUGCGGUGAAUAUUUAUCCACUUCAUAUUUAUUUACUUAUUUAUAUUUUAAGUGUGCAUCAACAGGUUCAAGAAGAGAAAUUUGUUGGACCUACUUUCUCUCUCUCUAUCUAAUUACCUAUCACAUAAUCUUUCAAUCGAUCAAUUUUAAGUGCAUUUUUACACAGUUAUCAUUUCGUUGUUCAUUAAUGCAUUCAAGAGGACACCAUGAAUUUUAACGCUAUUUUCUCCAUUUAAAGUAAAUUGUCAUUUAGCCAGUCCUUUUAAGUGAACAUUUAUUUUCUCAUUUAUCAUUUAAUUAAUCCUUGAUGCAUUCAAAAGGACACUAUGAUUUAGCUUUCAUUUCCCCAUUCUAAUAAGUUAUUUUUAUUUAUUUAUCAUCUGAUUGUUCAUCAAUGCAUUCAAGUAGGCAGCAUGAUUUACCUCUCUCUUUUCCCCAUUCUGAUAAAUUAUGACAUAAAUUUUCAGCUGACACUUUUAAGUGAAUCUUAAUAUAUUUAAUAUUUAUUCGCAUUCAAUCACUUACUUUAAGGGUUUUGAUUUUCAGGGAUCCAGGCUCACUGCAUACGAACUGGUGCAUGACAAAAUACCGGCAACCCUGAUCGCAGAUUCUUCAGCGGCAGCAUUAAUGAAGGCUGGUCAUGUGGGCGCCGUCAUUGUUGGAGCUGACCGCAUUGCCGCAAAUGGUAUCUUAUUGCUAGCAUCGAUCGUUCUCAAUUUUUGUUUGCAUUUACCCAUCUAAUUCCAUGACUUUUGUUUUGUUUUGUUUUGUUUUUUUUUUUUUGGCCAAUUUUUCUCAUUGACUGUUAGUCUAGCUUUUGAUUAUCUUAAACUAUGAUAGUGAUAUUAUUGUGCACUCUAUUGAUAUAUCGGGGGGGGUUGACUGAUUAUUUCUUUAUUUAUCUCUUGUUGUUGUUGUUGUUGGGGAUCCUGCUGACAGGCGACACGGCCAACAAAAUCGGGACAUACAGCCUGGCGGUGUCGGCAUCGCACCAUGGAAUCCCAUUUUAUGUGGCGGCCCCCUUCACUUCCAUCGACCAGUCGAUCCUCUCAGGAGACCAGAUAGUGAUAGAGGAGAGGUCUCCAAAGGAGCUGCUGCACUCCCGCGGAGGACUCGGGGAGCAGGUGGCCGCAUCCGGCAUAGCUGUUUGGAAUCCAGCAUUUGAUGUCACCCCGGCCGUUCUCAUCGCCGCCAUCAUCACCGAGAAGGUGACCGACCCACCCACCAUGAAAUCAGUCGAUUGGUUUUGAUUAUCUUAGACUAUAAUAGUGAUAUUAUUGUGUGCCCUUUAUGGAUGCUGAUCUGAGCAGGGAGUAAUCACGAGGAACUCCGAGGGCUCUUUUGCCAUCAAGGAAUUCCUGGAGGCCUUUGAAUCCUCCUCCAAUCCUGCUGGCUAG
Messenger RNA from Spirodela intermedia, 3237 nucleotides. The record is from the annotation of a GenBank genome assembly. Lineage: Eukaryota; Viridiplantae; Streptophyta; Magnoliopsida; Alismatales; Araceae.